GGAAGGGGACCCGUGGGGUGGCAGGACGCCGCGCUAGGUUCCCACCGCUGGGAGGACAACAAACGCGGGUCUGGCGGAGAGCGGCGGCGCUCGGAGACCGCGAGGCGACCGGGAGCGGCUGGGCCCCCGGCGGCGCGCCCCUCGGCCGGGCCGGGAGCCGCGUCAGUCGGUGCCCCCAGCCGAACGCGGUUCGCCUCCCUCCGAGCGAUCAGCUGUCCGGAGUGUGACCAGAGGGCAUGCGGGAUCCACCAGAGGUGCCGCCGCCUGCGCUCGCAGGCCGCGGAUGAAGAAGAAAGCGCGGCCUCGCUCGGCCGGGAGCGAAGAGGUGACCCGGAACGAAGAGGUGUCCCGGAGCGAAGAGGUGUCCCGGAGCGAGGAGGUGGUCCGAAGCGAAGAGGCGGCCCUGAGUGAAGAGGUGGCCCAGAGCGAGGAAAUGGCGGCAGCAGGGCUCAGCGUGACCGUCACCCACAGCAAUGAGAAGCAUGAUCUUCAGGUUAUCCCACAAGAGGGCUGUAGUGAACCAAUUGUCCAAGACCUGGCCCAGGUUGUUGAAGAGGCCACAGGGGUCCCACUGCCUUUUCAGAAACUCAUAUUUAAGGGAAAAUCUCUGAAGGAAAUGAAGACACCUUUGUCUGCACUUGGAAUACAGAAUGGUUGCCGGAUCAUGUUAAUUGGGAAAAAGAACAGUUCAGAGGAAGAAGUAGAACUAAAAAAGCUGAAAGAUUUGGAGAGAUCUGUGGAGAAGAUAGCUCACCAACUGGAAGAGUUGAAUAAAGAGCUUACUGGAAUCCAGCAGGGUUUUCUGGCCAAGGAUUUGCAAGCAGAAGCUCUCUGCAAACUUGAUAGGAGAAUAAAAGCCACUAUCGAGCAGUUUAUGAAGAUCUUGGAGGAGAUUGACACACUGAUUCUGCCAGAAAAUUUCAAAGACAGUAGAAUGAAAAGGAAGGGUUUGGUGAAAAGGAUUCAGGGUUUCCUAGCUGAGUGUGACACAGUGGAGCAGAACAUCUGCCUGGAGACGGAGCGACUGCAGUCCACAAACUUGGCCCUGGCCGACUGAGCGGCAGCGGAGGAGGCUAUGCUACCCUGAAGAAUGGCUCCCCCAGCUCUGCCCUCUCUGGAGCAGCAGUUACCUGCUUUCUCCAGGGCUGCUGGGGACAGCUGGCGCAUGGCUGGCGUUGCUUUUCUUACACCCGCUCUCUGAACAAAUGUCAUCCAUACAAUCUUGAGCGCUCCCAUCAGUUUUCUCAUUCCAUGUCUGGGUAUCUGUGCUGCUUAGCAGCCCACCUGGUCUGGAGGGGCCUCCCCUGCUCAGGUCUUCCAGCUUUUUUGAACUUUGGGUCCUUUCUUGGGGUUGGUGAGUGCUCUCUCUUGUCCUCAGGUGGUUCUGGGUUUGUAGGCCAUCCUGGUCUUCAGGUCCAUGAGGCCUUUUUCCUCUAUGACCUCAUCAUUCCAUCUCUAAGUCAGGAUCACCAGGAGGCUGCAUCAGGUCAGGAAUGUUGGAAAUGGCUCAGAACAAGUAUUUGGCACACAGGUAGUCCAAGUGUCCCUUGUUGUGACCUCAUUCUGGGACAGCUGGCUGAGUUGUUGGUUUAUAGACCCUGUCCUCACUUCCCAGUGACCCUGACCAGCCACAGGCCAUGAAUCUCCAGGGGCCAUUCCUGGGAGUGGGGCCUGUGAUUGAUAUGUGAACUUCCUUGUCCCCAGGCAAAUCUCUAGAAGGUUCAAACCCAGAGUUUACUAAGUCUCUGCGAGAAACCAGGUCAGAACCAUGGCUUAGGAGCGGUAGAGAGAGGAGCUAUGGGUAAAGCCAGCAGGUGGUGAGGGCAACCAUAAACUUCUCAGGAGUUCCUUCAAAGGCAUUUCUGUUAACUGUACCCUUCUGAGAUUUAUAUUUCCUUCAAGACUGUUUCUGUGUUUUGUUGCCUUUUUUCCCUUUGCUGUUAUUUGAAAAAUAAAAGUUUAUAUACUUAUUAGGAAGUGUGAGUAUUUAAUUUUUUUUUCUUUUUGUAUGAAGUAUGAGAAGCAGAACCUGCUGAGGUUCUUGUCUAGUUAUGUUAUAAAGUGGCCCUGCUUGCUGGAACUCUUAACAGGUCAACUGCUGUCACCCCAUUUUUUUUUUUUUUGGUCACAGUGCCCAGGAGAUAGGCUCCUAACAGGCCACUCUGAGGCCAACCUUAUUAGUGAAGUCCCAGGAACUUAGGGCUGCGUGGGUGGGACCUAGGAUCAGAUGGUAGGUGGACAAGUGGAAGAGGCUCAGGGCACAACCAGCCCACCCCCACCUUUAAUCAGAGCAGUUCAGAAUUUAUCUCUUAGUAGGCAGUCUCUGGGUGGCCCUAGGACACAAGUUCUGUGUGCCAGAUACCAUUCUAAGUUCUUUGGGUGUAUCAGUCAUUUAAUCCUCACACAAUCCAGGAGUUAGACAGAUUUUGUCCCUGCUUUAGAGGUGAGCUGAGGCAUUUUGCUCAAGAUUGUAGAGUAGGUGACAGAGCCAGGACAGCAACUGGGCAGCUUGAUUCAGAGUUCAUGCUCUUAAUCUCUGCCAGUUGGCCUCCCAGCUGACAGGGAGUGGCUCUCACACUCAUUUUCUCUCUCUCUUCCUUCCAUUUAUCUCCAUGUUGGUCUCUGCACUUCCUCUCUCACCCUCUCCAGUUCAUUCUCCACAGCAGCCUGAGUGAUCAGGAAGCACACAUCACAUCAAUUUUUUAAAACCUCAGUGGCUUCCAUUUCUCUUGGGAUGAAGGCCAAGGUCCUUACCCUACUCCCUUCUCAUCUCUGGCCACUCCCCUGUUUGCUAUCCGCUAUGAGCCACUCUGGGUCUAGGUCGGGGGCUCUGUGUCCUCUCCUGCCCUGGGAUCUUUGCACACGCUGUGCCUCUGCUUGGACAGCCCCACGUCAUCCUUCCCCUUCCCCUCCCCCUCCCCCCUUCCUAGGUAACUUCUGUUCAGCCUCAGAACGUACAUGUCUCUUCUAUGAAGGAAGCUUCCCUAGUGUCUGAGAACAUGUCAAGCCCCCAGGUGAUAUCCUCUCACAGUUUGUCAUAAAUUUUCUUUUUACCAUAAAUAGCACUUAUUAUGGCCUAUGAUGAUUUAUUUGUGGGACUGUUUGAUUAAUAUUUGCCUUUAAUAUUAGACUGUGAGUUCCUUGAGCUAAGGAGCUUCUUUGUCUUGUUAACAGUGUAUUACAAGCAGCUUGUCUGGAUUAUAGUAGGUGCUCAAUAAACAUUUGGAGAAUGA
This is a messenger RNA of Phacochoerus africanus (Common warthog), 3233 nucleotides long. It is a transcript of the gene BAG1, whose product is annotated as BAG cochaperone 1. The record is from RefSeq and is a predicted model, not a curated record. Gene Ontology annotation, biological process: protein stabilization. Gene Ontology annotation, molecular function: protein-folding chaperone binding; adenyl-nucleotide exchange factor activity. NCBI's taxonomy places the organism in Eukaryota, Metazoa, Chordata, Mammalia, Artiodactyla, Suidae. Gene Ontology annotation, cellular component: cytoplasm; membrane; cytosol. The coding region runs from base 284 to 1057 and encodes 257 amino acids. The transcript has 7 exons.